AUGGCAACGACAACUACGACGAUACAGCGCAACCCCAAAGACUCCCUCAAGUCGACAUGGCGACUGGAUCCCAACAAGGAUGGGUGGACCAUGGCUCACCACUUCUUUGGCAUCUUUGACUUGCACCAGUCGUAUCUCGACGUUCCCGUCCCCGUUCACCAAAAGAGCGAGCCUGUUCCGUACAUGCCAAACUGGCAGAUGAACGUCUUCAUCAUUGUCUGGGGCGCACUACCGAUCCUCGGUCAUCACAUCUUUCACACCCUCACCGGACGCAACAUGCACAUUGCCGUUGCCUACCUGUACUAUGGCUUCGCCCUGUCCACGUUUGCCGUUCACGAGCUCCGCAUGCUGCGACGUCUUGGCCAUCGCCACGGCUACCUCGACGGGGACAAGCACGCCCGCGACGGCGUGCCCGACGCCACGGUCAGAAAGGUGGCCGACUCGCUGCUCGCUGCCAUUACGUUUCGCCCAGCGAUCCUGAUCCUGCUCGCCUACCGCACCGGCCUCAACCCGGAGUCGCUGAACCUGUACCUGCUGCCGCUCCAGGCCGCGCUGUACCCGAUCGUGACCGACUUUUGGUUCUACUGGUACCACCGCCUGAUGCACGAGGUUCCGUUUCUGUGGAAGUUUCACCGCACCCACCACCUCACCAAGCACCCCAAUGCGCUCCUGACAAUCUUUGCCGACACUGAGCAGGAGAUUUUUGACAUUGCCGUCAUUCCGUUUCUGGCAUUCUACUCGAUGAAGUUUAUCGGGCUGGAGCUCAACUUUUACGCCUUUUGGAUGUGCCACAUGUACGUGUGGUUCACGGAGCUUCUGGGCCACUCUGGCCUGCGCGUCCAUCUCCACGCGGCUUCGCUCAUUGAUGGCAUUUUGGGCUACUUUGGGGUCGAGCUGGCGCUGGAGGACCACGACCUGCACCAUCGGACGGGCUGGAAGAGCAGCCACAACUAUGGCAAGCAGAGUCGCGUGUGGGACACGGUGUUUGGAACAUGCGCCGAUCGCAUCGAGUGCAAGGAGAAUAAUGUAAACUAUGAUGACAUUGCUUCGUUUCCGCUGUUGUAG
Molecule: messenger RNA, 1065 nt
Organism: Beauveria bassiana ARSEF 2860
Lineage: Eukaryota; Fungi; Ascomycota; Sordariomycetes; Hypocreales; Cordycipitaceae
Product: fatty acid hydroxylase superfamily protein
Exons: 1
Coding region: 1-1065 (354 amino acids)
Biological process (GO): ergosterol biosynthetic process
Molecular function (GO): iron ion binding; C-4 methylsterol oxidase activity
Source: RefSeq, a predicted model, not a curated record